AAGUAAGUUGGAACGAUCGAUAGAAUAUGAAAACCAAUCGAAAAAAUCCGAAAGACUAUAUCGCAAAGUCGAAGAAAAUGAUAAGUCGCGUAGGUGGAGAUCAACAGUAUAUUGUUUUCCUGUAUAAUGGCUACGCUCGAAUGAGACACGGACUUUUUCUCUGCCCCGCUCCACACCAAGCUCAACAAGCUGGUCUCAACGUACAAAAUUCUAGUGACUGUAGCCGACUGAAAUGACAAAACGGAUCCACGCGAGUAGAUUAUCGAUGUAAACGAAGCAACCCUUCGGUUCGCAUAUGCUCCUGUCUAUGUUGAUAAUUUUAAAUCUUGUGAAGUGACAGUGACAGUGAGGGUGAGGAAGAGAUAUAGAGAGAGAAAGAAAGAAAGAAAGAAAGAGAAAGAGAAGUACGAUAGAAGAAGAAACGUGCUGAUCAGGUGGAUAUUAAGAGAAUCUUAAAAGGUGAACGAAAGUGUGACCCUUAUGGUUGCCUAUCGUUGGGCGUUGGUGAACCUCCAAUGAAGAACCAUUGGCAUGGCCACGCGACUGAGCCCCCGAAACUCGGAGGUGAACGCACUUGAGCAGAGGGGCUAUUUGAUCGGCAAGAAGAUCGGACAGGGUUCCUAUGCGACCGUACACCUGGCUGAGUACGUUGAUGGAGCAAGUUCGAAAAAAAUGCGAUUGGCAUGUAAGAUCUUCGACAAGGAGAAAGCUCCGCCCGAUUUUCUCGAGAAGUUUUUCCCUAGAGAAUUGGAGAUAUUAACGAAGAUCGAGAAUCCCCAUAUAAUCCAAGUGCAUAGUAUAUUGCAACGUGGGCCACGUGUUUUCAUCUUCAUGCGGUAUGCAGACAACGGUGAUUUACUGGACUUCGUCACGAGAAACGGAGUUGUACCUGAGCAACAAUCCAAGCUUUGGUUUCGUCAAAUGGCCUCUGGAUUGCAAUAUCUUCAUAGCAAGAAUAUUGCUCAUCGGGAUCUUAAGUGUGAGAAUAUUCUUUUGUCGAGGAAGUUCAAUGUGAAACUCGCGGAUUUUGGUUUUGCAAGAUUUUGCGUCGAUCACGAUGGUAGACGCGUCCUAAGUAAAACUUAUUGCGGAUCUGCUGCUUACGCUGCACCUGAGGUUGUCUCUGGUACACCUUAUAAUCCUAAGUUAGCUGACGUUUGGUCUCUCGGUAUCAUUCUCUUCAUUAUGCUGAAUGCUUCGAUGCCGUUCGAUGACUCCAAUUUGAGAAAACUUCUGAAGGAUCAGAUGUCACGGAAUUGGGUAUUCAGGUCUCGAGUACGCGAGACCGUCUCUACGUCCGCGAAGAGCAUCGUUAGACAUAUUCUCGAGCCGGACAUCACCCUCAGGCUAACUCUCGACAGAGUACUUGGUCAUGAAUGGGUACGUACCAGAAAGGAGAAGACCAAUUCUCUUGCAGGCAGACUCAUUCAUUCGGCACCACCCAUUCAUCAACAGGUGAGCAGUGGUGGCGGUACCAUUGUAAGUUCCGCUGCCAGAACUGGAAAUCUUCUUACGUCGAAAGCUUUACCUCCGUUUAAAAAUUCUGAAAAUCAAGGAAGCACUGUUAAAUCAAUUGGAACUUCUGGAAAAGAUACGCAACCACCCAUCGCAGUCGAAUGAUUAUAGUUCUCAAGAAUCAAGAAUAUUGUGACGCGGAAAUUCGAACCGAAGGCGUUUUACAUAUGUUUGCUCUUUGUUAAUCUGACUAUUACAAGUACGAGUAUUAUUUUUUUGAUAACAAUAUAUAUAUAUAUUUUAUAAAUAAACAAAUCCAUACGAUCUUUCAAUUGUGUCUAAUGUGGACGGUGGCAAAAAGAAAAAAGAAACAAAAUAGAGAAACGUGUUGAUCGUUUCGAUGUAUCAUUCAUAUUGAAAAAUCGAAGAUCGCAUGUGAUCUAUUUAUUUGGAAAUUUUUCAUUCGAACAUCUACGACAUCUAAAGUUGACUUAAAGAAUAUCCUGGAAUAAAAACAAGUACAAUCAC
Vespula vulgaris is the source of this 1983-nucleotide messenger RNA. RefSeq names its product testis-specific serine/threonine-protein kinase 1 (gene Tssk). Gene Ontology annotation, molecular function: protein serine/threonine kinase activity; ATP binding. Gene Ontology annotation, biological process: cellular response to glucose starvation; protein phosphorylation; intracellular signal transduction. The transcript is spliced from 4 exons. The coding region runs from base 532 to 1620 and encodes 362 amino acids. The record is from RefSeq and is a predicted model, not a curated record. Lineage: Eukaryota; Metazoa; Arthropoda; Insecta; Hymenoptera; Vespidae.